UAUUAUUAUUAUUAUUAUUAUUGAUGUUGUUGUAGUUAAUAUUGUAGUUUACGUUUAUUAAACUGACAAGAUUAAUAUACGAUCAAACAGCUACUACUUUUUUUUGUAAUAACAACAAUAAUAAUUAAUAUUAUUUUUACUUGUGACCUCGAAGCGAGUCCAUGGCACACGUCCUGACACGUCCUGCUCCAUUCCAGACACCAGAUGACGCUCUUGUCUUACUGUCCUGCCUUUUUUUACGCUAAAGAUCCCCCCCCCUCGCUUCGUCCCCAACAACCAAACAGCUCAAAGUUUACCGGACACGUUUCUCCUAUUCAUCAAUAUCCCCAUUGAGUAUCAAGCCAAUUUAUGACUGGCCAACACAUGCACGUGAUCGCAUACAAAUACCCCAUAUUUGGGCAGUGCGCUCCGGAUCAAGAAUUAAAAAAAGAGAGAAAAGAUACCAAAGCCUACUCCACCUAUAAAUCCUGGAUUAUUUUUUCUUCUUCUUUAGGACAGACAGCUGUGAAUUUUCCAUUAGAGGCUACAAAGAAAAAGCAAUGAGCAACAAAACACAGGAAAUACCCGCAAGCCUCGCACCGCAUGUAGUUUGAAAAGAAAGUGUUGGUGGGUAGAAUUAGUUUUGAAAUGAACUCUCAUGUUGAGCGCUCCAGCUUUGGGCAAACACGGGAGACAACUUCUGCUAACAGCAUGUUUACUUUCGAUGGAUCUGGGCGCACGUCCAGCCGUUAUGAGGGUGUUAACGUGAACGGGAUUUACUCCUGUCCCGUCCCCACGACCUCUGCGCAUCGCGAGGAGAUCAAAACUAGCCUGCGUGGCAGCACGGAUCCUCCGCCCGGACCGCAAAUAAGCAUGCUCUCCAGCGGUUCACUCUUGGAGGCGAGCGGGCUCGAGUACGGACGAGGCACGGACAGAGACCCCGAGAGAGGCGUGAAACGCGGAGGCAACAGGAGCCAGGAGGGCGACCAAAACGCGGAAAGGGCUCAGACAGUGAAAAGAAACCCAAAUAUGCACCAGCGUCAGGACAGUGAACAGCGGCCGCAGAUUUAUCCCUGGAUGACAAAACUGCACAUGAGCCACGAAUCGGAGGGUAAGCGCUCCAGGACCAGUUACACCCGCUACCAGACUCUGGAGCUGGAGAAAGAGUUUCACUUCAACCGCUACCUGAGCCGCCGAAGGCGCAUAGAGAUCGCCAACAGCCUGUGCCUAAACGAGAGGCAAAUCAAAAUCUGGUUCCAGAACAGAAGGAUGAAGUGGAAGAAGGACUCAAAGAUCAAAGUGAAGGAGUAAAAGAAAGAAAAGCAGCACUUUUUUUUUUGCACCUCCACACUUGCACAUUAGAGUCGGAGUUGCCCGCCUGACCUUCGGAUGAACCGCUAUAAGGAGCAAUGACAUCAUGACACGGUUCUGUGUGCUUCAUCACCAAUUAUGUGUCACUUUCUGCGGUUUGGAACCUAAUGUAUUGAAUAUCGCUCACUAUGAUCAAUCGGUUUACAUUUCUAAAUUAAUUUGCUUGCUAUGCGAUGAUAACCCCACUUUACGGUGAAAAAAACGCGAAGGUCUAGUGGGAGAAGGAUCCUUCAAGGCGUUUGGUCCAGAUUGCGCUUAAAAAAAAGCUGCACAACGUUAUUCAUUUUGGUUUAUAGUAUAGGAUAUUAAAAAAAGGGUAGUUACCGAGAGUUCUGGGGGUCAUUUCCAUCUUCUUUAGCGUGCUAUUAAAAAUUAAGGUCAGUGAGCAAGAAAAAUAAAAUUAGUUAAAAAAAGUAUUUGUCCUCUUGUUUUCUUUUGAGAAAUCAGGAUUUGUUGAAGGUAUGAUGUGUCUGUGAUCGGUUUGUCAUUCAUGCUGUCUGUCAUAACCUUGUGAUUGUGUAUGAUAACACUGUAAUGUGCAAUGAAGCUACGUCUGUUUCCCUUAGUAAACUAAAGGUGCCUGGUACACACAAGGCCUGCUUGAUGGCCAAUUUGUUGAUUGUAAACAAUAAAGUCGUUAAAAAAAC
Molecule: messenger RNA, 1997 nt
Organism: Poecilia latipinna (sailfin molly)
Lineage: Eukaryota; Metazoa; Chordata; Actinopteri; Cyprinodontiformes; Poeciliidae
Gene: hoxc5a
Product: homeobox C5a
Exons: 2
Coding region: 628-1290 (220 amino acids)
Biological process (GO): positive regulation of transcription by RNA polymerase II; embryonic skeletal system morphogenesis; anterior/posterior pattern specification
Cellular component (GO): nucleoplasm; nucleus
Molecular function (GO): RNA polymerase II cis-regulatory region sequence-specific DNA binding; DNA-binding transcription factor activity, RNA polymerase II-specific
Source: RefSeq, a predicted model, not a curated record